Gadus macrocephalus (Pacific cod) is the source of this 1507-nucleotide messenger RNA. RefSeq names its product alkaline ceramidase 1 (gene acer1). Gene Ontology annotation, biological process: ceramide metabolic process. Lineage: Eukaryota; Metazoa; Chordata; Actinopteri; Gadiformes; Gadidae. The transcript has 8 exons. Gene Ontology annotation, cellular component: membrane. The record is from RefSeq and is a predicted model, not a curated record. Gene Ontology annotation, molecular function: hydrolase activity, acting on carbon-nitrogen (but not peptide) bonds, in linear amides. The coding region runs from base 430 to 1266 and encodes 278 amino acids.
CUCUCUCUCUCCUGUAUAUGUCAGUGGAUUCUAGAAGAUAAAACUCGUAAUUCAAUUCAACACUUUCCACACAGUUCGUGCGCACAAUACCACCAGAAGCAGUGGCCUCCGUUAGUGAAACACUCGUUAUGUUGAAACGUCUAGAAGUUAAUGGAUACAUUUUAAAUCGAAUUCAAAUUGCGAAUUCAAAAACAUCCUCGAUCCAGAUUUCCAAACAUAAGAAGACGAAACCCCCAUUAAGGAAUGUGUCAUUCAUUCAUUGACCGGAGCGACUCGUUGGUAUUCCUGAUGACAGAGUGACAGAGUCAGAGUGACAGGCUCGACCCGUGCAACAGGAUCUGAGGAUACAUCUGCUCCACCUCUAAAUCCACCUGUUGUUCCGCUGGGAAUCAGUUGGAGUUGAGCUUUGGUUUGGACAGCGGCAGCAGCAUGGAAGAUAUUGUAGGUUCCCCCUGGAAUGAGAGGGUGUCUGGAGUGUUUGCCUAUGAGAGUUCAAAGGUCGACUGGUGUGAGGAGAACUACAGGCACUCUGAACAUGUGGUUGAGUACUUUAACACGGUGAGCAACCUGAUCUUCUUCAUCAUAUCUCCCAUGAUGCUGUACCUGCUACACCCCUACGCGAGAGAGAGGCACCUGGCCGUUCACCUGGUGUGGCUCAUGAUGGUCUUCGUCGGGGGGUUCUCGCUCUACUUCCACAUGACUCUGAGCUUCCUGGGCCAGAUGCUGGACGAGCUGUCCAUCCUGUGGGUGCUGGCUCUGGGCUAUGCCCUCUGGUUCCCUCGCAGGCGCUUCCCCUCCUUCAUCAAGGACAGAAGGAGCUUUGGGAGGUUGGUCCUGAUUAUCACGGCCCUCACCACAGUGUCGUCCUUCGUCAAGCCUACCGCCAAUGCCUACGUCCUCAACGUCUUUGGCCUCCAGCUGCUCUAUGUACUGCGGAUGGAAAUGAAACACUGUACGGACCCCAAGGCGCUGCGUCUGGCCAAGAGGAUGGUAGCUCUGUGGGUGCUGGCCAUCGCCUGCUGGAUCAGCGACCGCUUCGGCUGUGCCUUCUGGCAGGAGCUCAACUUCUGCUACCUGCAUGGGAUCUGGCACAUCCUGAUUGUGAUGGCUGUGGCUCACGGCACGACCCUCAUCGCCUUCCUAGACGCCAGCUAUGAGAUUCCCUAUUCCCUUCCUGGAAUACAGUACUGGCCAUGUGACCAGUGGGAAGUCGGAUUGCCCCACAUUGUACUAAAAGGCAACACCAAGUUGAGGAAAGAAUGCUAGCGAACCAAAUCUAAAAGAAGAAAAUUAGCUGCCGGAAAAACCUCAUGCAUGUUCCGUCAUUUUUUCCCAGUAUGCAACUAUUAUUAAAGGUGCUAUAGAUAUCGUACUCUAUUGUACCGUACUCUAUGGUACAGUACUCUAUUGGUACAGUACUCUAUGGUACAGUACUCUAUGGUACAGUACUCUAUUGGUACAGUACUCUAUUGGUACCGUACUCUAUUGGUACAGUACUCUAUGGUAC